This is a messenger RNA of Phytomonas sp. EM1, 3567 nucleotides long. The record is from the annotation of a GenBank genome assembly. Lineage: Eukaryota; Euglenozoa; Kinetoplastea; Trypanosomatida; Trypanosomatidae.
GUAGGCUAACAGUAAAUCCUCCCUCUUCCCCUCCAAAGAGAAAGGGGGCGCAUCAUAUUGAUCACCAGAAGGCGGAGUAAAGGAUUAUUUUGCUCUUUUUUUUACGCUUACCUCUACUGAUUCGUCGUAGGUGUGUCGAAACAUCAUUUAGAGUACUAUCAGAGGGGUUUAGGUUCUCGCUUACCGCUCAUUGACAUAUUUGAGGUUCUGGAAAGCACAUGUAAUAUUCUCCUUCACCAGACCAUGUGUGCCUGUGGGGUUCAGUUGCUCUAGAUGGAAGUCUCACAUGUCCUGCUGACCUAAAAUCACAUGAGUGGUGUCACAGCUAGAUAAAGGUGCACAGCUAAUUCAGAUUCACGCCUAACGUCAAAUAAAACAGGGUGUCUAGAUAGAUUUUCCAAACAAUAUCUACGUUCUUUACAAAUAUGUACAUCGUGUCACGUCUAGAGUGCUAUUACGCGCCUAGGCAACCAUUGUAUUCUUUAAUUCAACAGAAACAAUGCGCUUUCUUACUGCUCUAUGGUUUAAAACCGAAAUAUUAAAAGCUUUAUCAUCAGAAGGGUCUAGUGCUUUCAUUCGCACACGCCAACGAUAAAAAUAUAGAAGCUCUUGCUCAUUACAGGACUCCUAUAUUAUCCUCUCUUCACGCUUUAUCUGGGAGUGUCAGAGUUCUUGAUGCGUCAAAACUCAUUUGAUCCUACUCAUCCCACUGGAUACUCCUUGCGUAUUAACAACGAGUCUCAAACAUUAAGCACUGCAAAAAAACGACACGGAGCGACUGCUUUCUCGCUCACAAGCAACGGCACAAUCGCGCACUCCAAAAAUGAUGAGGGCUACAGUAUUGCUGCUGUGUUGAACAACAAUGUUAAAGAAAUCGGGAUCGCUUUUGUUGAAUUUCCCUCCUUUGCGAUAUCCAUUACCCAGUUCGGUGACACUUGCUCCUACUCCAAGCUGAAUGCAUUACUCUUCGCUCGAAACCCGGUUGAAGUGCUUCUUUCCAGCACAACGAUUCACGAUCCAUUCACACGCCUCUUGAUUGAACGAUUCGGUGCUGAGAUCACCUUCACAAGCAUCCCAAGAAAAUACUUCGACGUAGAAGAUGGUGUGGUGCGAUUAAAUUAUCUUAAAUCUACACAGGAAACCACACUCUCGAUUGAGGAUACCGACCACUACUUGAGUGUAGCAUCUGCGAACGCGCUAGUCCUGUACGUGGAAGGUGUCACACACAUGCAGCUGCUACCUGGUUCGAUUCGGGUGCGUUGUAUUUCGCUUGAUAACUUCGCCGAUAUAUCACGUUCUACGGCACGUUCACUUCACAUUCUGCCGCCGAGCUCCUGUGAAGGUGUGGGCCGAAUACCUCUGUCGUGCCCCACGUUCCACCGUCCACCCCCACAGCAGCAAAAUAACCCAUCAGUAGGCAGAGGAAGUGGAAGGGCACCUAAACAUGCUGCCGACGGGAGAGUGUGCCCAACAACAGGCCUGCAGUUAGGAAGCCUCAUGGACGCGCUGCCACGACCUCGCACUGCCAUGGGCAGACGCUUCCUUCGCUCAAGCAUUUUGCAGCCUCUUAAAGACCGUAUUUCCAUUCAGCAUCGGCAUGAUGCAGUAGAAUGGCUGGUAACUGAUCCUAAGCGUGUCGGAAUUCUAUUGCAGCAGCUUCAACAUUUAGCUGAAAUUGACUUGGAGAAAAUUACUGCUAUAAUCGCGCUUAAUCCGACGCAUCCAACUGACGAAAGCCGCCGGCGGUUGCUGGUCUCGCUUUUGGCUUUCUGGGACGCCCUGGACGCCCUCCAGUCACUCCAUCGCUGUCUGCGAUCCCUUUUGCCGAGUUCAACAGAGGUGCAUGAUGAAAAAAACGCACCUAACUCUAGCAUGCGACCCCUCCUAUUUUAUCAACUCGCACAGACGCUUGAAUCUUGUCUUCUACACGAAAUUCUUGUCGUUUUCAACCACUUCCUGGACCCCACAGUGCGUGAAUUACGUGAACAAAUCCCUAGAAGAGCCGCAGCCAACGAAAGGACAGACGCAACUGAACCUUGCGCUUCCUCCGUGUUUGAACCCUAUGGCGACACUGAGGUCCGCGUCUAUGGGCCGAGAAGGUUAAAUUUUACCUCACAUAACGUACUUCAGCUUAUGCGGAUUGGGUUUGCCAUUCAAGCGCCGCCUGGAAGCGCCUUGGACGUCGCUCGUAGUGCGCUUUGCCAGCAAAUAAAAAGCAUAACCGACUACCAAGUGCAACUCGCGUUGAGGUACCAACUCAACACCCUGAAGCUGGAAGCGGACCCCGACCACAUGUUCUGCCUUUCUUACCUGGGGUUAGAAGAGCCUAAGACACGCGGUGGUCCUUUUAUUCACAAAUACGCCGGUAGUAGUCACUAUCAGCUUUACCUCCAAGCCCUUUGUGGCCUGAGAAAUGAGGAAGAUACUCCUUGGCGUGACGAGGAGACAACUUCUGCUCCACAUCUUAACCCGCUUCCCAGAACAAGCGAAGCCCACCGCAAGCGAAAGCCUCCAAGGGUGUAUUGCACGACCAGUGAACUCACAGCACUCUGUCAUGCCGCGAUUCGCUGGAGCAGCGACAUUUUUGAGAAGGAGGUUCAGGCUGCGCAGGGGUUGUUGACUGUGCUUCAGACUAAUUUGGGCCGCAUUCAGGCCCUCACAGAGGCCGUAGCGCUAUUGGAUAUGCUACUUUCCUUUGCCACGUACUCCAUGAUAAACCACGGCUCGCGCCCGUUGCUUUGGGAUCAGGAAAGUGGGACCACUACAAAUCCGCAUGGCAAUGAGUCAGCAAAGUCGGAUGAAAAUAAUCCAAAUGGGGUGACCUUCUGUGUUUUAAAUGCCUACUACCCCUCCGUUGUUUCGUGCGGCGCCUCGCGGAACAUGUUGUUGGUGCCAAACAGCGUGACGUGGGCACCGGAAGUCUCCGUAGUUGUUCUUACAGGGCCUAACGGCGCUGGUAAAAGUCUUUUGCUGAGAAUGAUCGGGCAGAUCUUUGUACUAGCUCAAUGCGGAUGCUUUGUCCCAGCAGAGUCUGUUGAGCUCUUCAUUACGGACCGUAUCCUCGCACAUAUGCUUUGCGAUGACUUGCCUUCAGUGCUGUGCUCCUCUCAAAGAAGGGAACUAAUGGAGCUUGCCGAAAUAUCAAACGUAGCGACUUCUCGCAGUGUUGUGCUUAUAGAUGAACUUGGCCGUUCCAUGCUCUACACAGAAGGUUUCACGCUCGCGUGGGCUGCCGUAAUGUGGCUUAGAAGUGAAGGAAUUCAUAGCCUAUUCUCGACCCAUUUCGCGGGCAUCACAGAAAUACCACACGCAUUCCCCGAUACGACGAACAUGCAUUUUGCGUUGGAAUACACAGAAAGGGACACAAAUGAAGCAGCUCACAGGACUACUGCUACGAUAUCUCACCAUCUGAAACCCGGCGCGUGCCCAGACUCUACUUACGGGCUGCAAGUUGCAAUGAAGAUGGGUUUUCCCAUCGAAGUUUUAUCUGUAGCCCGAAGUCUUUACAGAGCACACCUUUGGGAGACCAAAAACAUGGUGUUGCUUAACUCAUCCAUUAAACCGUAA